GAACGGACGGACGGAUAAAGUGGCCACAAUAGCGCAUUUUUUUAAAUUCUUGUGGAAAUGCGCUAAAAACUAAGCGAUUAUUGUAAAUUGAAUUGUCGUAGAAGACACAGCUAAAUAAUAGACAUGUAUUUUUGGUUUAUUUAAAUAGGUACCUCUCUAAGUAAAAUUACCACAUGCUUUGUUUUAAACUUUCCGAACCAUCUCCUCCUGAUCAAAUUAUUGUGUCAUUGAAAGAACUCAUAUCCAAACAACAGUUUGUGACCAUAUCCGGACGUGCAGCCGCUAGGAGCAGUUCGAUCGUUUGAAAGUGCGAGGGCGAUCGAUAGCGGGGCGUUACAGAAACUGUAAUUGUUUUGUCGCUCGAACAAUAGAUGGCGGCGUUACAAAUAAUUUCAGUUGUAAUUCGAAUGUUUUGCCUUUUAAUGGUUAGAUGUCAGGAUGGUUUUUUGUUUUAUCGAAAUAUGUUUGGAAUGAUCUAAAAAUAAAUCCCUUACACAGCGUAGCGUAAAUUUGUAAUGUAAUAAACACAUUGAAAAUUAAGUUUCAAGGUGUGUGGUUUCACAUUUUGACGAUUAGUCAGUUACAGUUACAUUCUAACGUGUUCUUGUUGAUUGUUGGAACUUUUAUUUUUGGUUAAGUGAUAUUAAUGGUGCAUUAUCAUAAACAGUAGGAUUUAGUGUUUAGUUGUUUUGUUGUCUUUAUAACUUACAAAUUCAAAUUUCAAUGGUGUGAUGUUAGGUUUAUGAAUCAAGCUCAGACUUAAGUUGGUGUUUAUAAUAAAUUAUUCGCCAAAGUAAAUUUUUGUGAAAUUAGAUUUGUGUAACUACCUAAAUGAUGUGAUAUUGGAACUUACACCAUUUUGGAUAAAGUAUUUAUUUUAUAUAACUGCAAGUUGCAUAUUUUCAUGUACUUAUUACAAAUGAUUAAAUAUAAUAUUUGAUCUGGCAAGUUCAAGUCCAGAUUUAAAUAGUGCUUCGUCGUUACUUACAUCUGAAAAAAAAAUGCCUGGAACGGCUUGCUACUACUUCAAUUGUAACAAGAAGAAAAGCGACUUUCCAUUUUUGCGAAUGUUUAGGAUUCCUGUAAAGGAUACCCAACAGACCAAGCAAUGGAUUAUAAACUGUGGAAGAAUCAACUUAUUCAUUAUGGAGCCAAAGCAAGUACACUCCAAGUACAUAUGUGAACAUCAUUUUGCAGUAGAAUCAUUUAUGGAUCCCCAACAUCGACACAGACUAAUGCCACAUGCUAUUCCACUUCAUUACAGCGAUUCAGUUUCAUCGGCAAGAAAAUCAGCCUCGGCCAAGCCCCUUUUGAAGGUUAGAACUCCUACGAAAGUGUAUCAGAAGAAAGACUCAUCCUUUUUAUCUACACCACCACACUGUUCUUCACCUGAAGGUGGAUCUUCAAACAACAUCGAAGAAGAUAUGCAAUCUGUGCGGACAAGUUGUAAAAGACCUCUUACAUAUGAAGACAUCCCUAAAGAAAAAAAACUAAAGACCCGCCUUGGUACCCCAACAAAUUAAUGAAAUAUAGACAGCAAAAAGUGGUGAGGAUGAAGACAAAAAUUAAAAAACUGCAACAUUCCUCUAAAUUACAGAUCGUAUUAAACAAUUUGAAUUUUUCAAACAAAAAUUAUGGCCAAAAUGCAGUUUAAAACGAAGUGUUUGCAAGAAA
Molecule: messenger RNA, 1674 nt
Organism: Photinus pyralis (common eastern firefly)
Lineage: Eukaryota; Metazoa; Arthropoda; Insecta; Coleoptera; Lampyridae
Exons: 3
Coding region: 1002-1523 (173 amino acids)
Source: RefSeq, a predicted model, not a curated record